Molecule: messenger RNA, 1092 nt
Organism: Pipistrellus nathusii (Nathusius's pipistrelle)
Lineage: Eukaryota; Metazoa; Chordata; Mammalia; Chiroptera; Vespertilionidae
Source: the annotation of a GenBank genome assembly
AUGGACACCCCGCGGAGGCGCAGCCGGCGGCUGGGAGGCCUGAAGGCGGAGUCUCCCGGGAGCCCCACCGCGGUUCUGCGGGCGAGGCGAGCGCUUGCAGGAUUCGAGUCGAACCCAGAGGAACCGAGGGAGCCCGCGUCUCCGCGGCCUGUGCGGCCGCCCGGCCUGGAUUCCCCCGGACGCCAGCCGGAGACACGCCCGGGAUCGCCCAGGCUGGGGCAGGGGGUAGGCCCGGGGUCCCCCCAGGGUCAGCAAGAGCCAGGCCUGGGGUCCCCCCGGAGGGAGCCGGGUCCGGACCCGGGGUCCCCUCAGGGUCAGCAAGAGCCAGGCCUGGAGUCUCCCCGAAGACAGCCAGCGUCGAGUCCGGAGCGCCCCCGACGUGAGCCCCGGCCAGGAGAGGGGUCCCCGCAGGCCGGCCAGAGCCGCGGAGAGCCGAGCGCGAAGUUGGCCCCGAUUGCGGAGAAUCUGGCCCAGCCGCCGGGCCCAGGGUCACCCGAACCCCACCCCGGACAGCCAGCGCCGGGCCCGGAGCCCUCGCCGCCGCUGCAGGAGCCCGCACCGCCGCCACCCGGCUCCGCCCCGGGCCCGCACCUGCGGAGCCAGCCGCCUCCGGCCCGGGAGCCGGCGAGAGGUGGCCUUUGCCCAAAGAAACGAAAAGGGUCUCCACCACGGGCCCCGGCGCCCAAGAAGCUGGAGGAGGAGGUGGCGGUUCCGUUAAUCCCGAAGGGAAAGCCCAAGUCGGGGCGGGUAUGGAAGGACCGCGCCAAGAAGAGGUUCUCCCAGAUGGUGCAGGACAAGCCCCUGCGCACCUCCUGGCAGCGGAAGAUGAAGGAGCGGCAGGAGAGGAAGCUGGCCCGGGACUUCGCCAGGCACCUGGAGGAGGAAAAGGAGCGGCGCCGCCAGGAGAGGAAGCAGCGCCGCGCCGAGAACCUGAAACGCCGCCUGGAGAACGAGCGCAAGGCCGAGGUCGUCCAAGUGAUCCGAAACCCCGCCAAGCUGAAGCGGGCGAAGAAGAAGCAGCUGCGCUCCAUCCAGAAGCGGGACACGCUGGCCCUGCUGCAGCAGCUGCCCCGGCCGGCGGCCCAGGACUGA